This is a messenger RNA of Aspergillus aculeatinus CBS 121060, 1791 nucleotides long. RefSeq names its product ankyrin repeat domain-containing protein. The record is from RefSeq and is a predicted model, not a curated record. Gene Ontology annotation, cellular component: cytoplasm; nucleus. The transcript has a single exon. The coding region runs from base 1 to 1791 and encodes 596 amino acids. Gene Ontology annotation, molecular function: protein binding. NCBI's taxonomy places the organism in Eukaryota, Fungi, Ascomycota, Eurotiomycetes, Eurotiales, Aspergillaceae.
AUGGCCUGUUAUCCAAGAAUUCCACACACUCCUAAUGCAGAUCUCAACAGUCAGCUGAUGGGAUGGACUCGUGUCGGCAACUUCACCGCCGUGGAGACCCUUCUCGAUACCCCAGAGGCAACGGAUCUCCCCAAGUAUGGUCACACGGCGCUCCAUGAGGCUCUCAGGUACAACCAACUCGACUUGCUCCGUUACCUGAUUGCCCGUGGAUUUGAUGUCAAUCAAAAGGGUCCCAACGCAUAUGGUGAAAUCUGCCUUACGCCCCUGCACUUUGCAGCCGCAGGGAAUUCCGCCGAAGCGGUGGAUAUUCUCCUCGACGCCGGGGCCAAUGCGACCGUGGACGACUCUGCGGCAGAUGGGUCGUCGGUGCGCGGCGUUUUCGCGACAGGCGGGGAUAGAGGGCCACAUACGCCGUUUCUGGCUGCCGCAGUCUGGGGCUCGGACGUCGCGGUGCAGCGCUUGAUUGAUCGGCUGCCGCCGGGCACCAUCGCGGAUCACGAAUGGCCCCUGGCCUUGAGUGUAGCCGCGCUGUAUCGCCAGCCCAAAACUCUGGCCAUCCUUCUCCGUCACUACCCUGCACCGGGGGUGCCACAAGCGAUCCUUGACCGGGCUCUGGCGGAGGCUGCUGCCAAGGAGGACUACAACGCCGACCUUUCGAUAUUGAUGCCCCUGGCCUCGGAAUCGUGGCAAAGGGGACUCGAGACCGUCCGGCUCUUGCUCGCCCACGGGGCUCGCCCGAAUCCGCCAUCACAACUCCCCCGGUCCAUCUAUCGAUCCGAGAGGGUCGAGCCCGGACCGAUCAUCGAAGCGGUCGUGGAGACCUCCAUGGGCAUGGAGAUGCUUCGGAUGCUCCUUGACCACGGCCUGGAGCUCCCUGAGCCCUCGUCCGCCGGGAGAGACGGAGAGCCCAGCCUCUUCGCCCUGGCGGUAGAGAACGGAAACCCCGAUCUGAUCCAUUUCUUCUAUGAGCAUCAAGCAGCCGUGCUGGAUGUCAACGAGGAACUCCCAGAGACGCACCUCUGGACAGGCGGGUCCCUGCUGCAUGCCGCCGCGAAGAACGGCCGCCCAGAGACGGUCCAGUUCCUGCUGGACCACGGAGCAGACCCUCUUCAGCUGAACGGGCAAGGAUGGCUCCCCGUCCACCAAGCGUGCCAGCAACGUCACUUCGCGGUGAUUGAACUUCUAUGGCCGUGCAGCAGCAGCUCGCCCACCAUACCCGAUCUGGCGAACUACCGCACACAGGAUGGAAACACGGCGUUCCACCUUGCCCGCUGCUGGGGCGCGGCCGACGACCCCGCAGUCGAGGCGCUUAGCAUGCGCCUCUUUUACUUCUUCAAGGACAAAGGUGCCGAUCUCAGUAGUCUGGAUGCCCAUGGGAAAAGCAUCCUCCACUAUAUUCCAUUCUUUAAUGGGAAGCGGUUCUGCGCCAUAAUGGAGGCAGGCGUGCGGUUGCGACCGGAUUCCCAGGGCCAGACAGAGCUUCACCUCGCCAUGCGCAGACCGGACUGGGAACUACGUGAUGUAAGAUUUCUGUUGACGCAGGGUGCCACUAAGGAUAUCAACGCGCAGGACAACAGAGGCCGCACCCCGCUGUACUUUUACCUGGAGUGUCAUCGUUAUAAUCCAGACCGAAAGCACGCCGACCAACAGAUCCGGCCGGUGGUUCUGGAUUCCUUAAUGGAGGCUGGGGCGGAUGCAGAUAUCCCCGCGGCAUCGGGGAAGACUGCCAGGAAGGUCGUAGAGGCCAAGGGAUUCCCGUAUGAUUUUGACAGAUGGAAAGCUACAGUGUAA